AUGAGCAAGAAUCUUACUUACCCCGGCACCUGUCUGGGCCCAGUUAGCGAUUUGGUGCCUGGAAACAACACUUACGUCCGGGAUUCUAUGAUUUACUCAUCUGUACUCGGCAAUUGUAUCAUCUCCAGGGACCCAAAUGUAGAGAAGGGAACCGUCUCGGUUGAGACAAAUCAAAUAAAGGCACCGUAUGUUGGAGCUGUUGUGGUAGCUCAGGUGACCAAAUUACAUCGCAAAAAGUUGGAAUGCAACGUGGUAUCUGUGGACGGAAGAGUUUUAAAGGACCCAUACAAGGGAGUGCUAGCGAGCACCAAUGUCCACGAAUCCAAAAACAUUGACGUCAUAAUCUCGGACUGGUUCAAGCCAGGUGACAUUAUAAAGGCCAAAGUGAUUUAUGCCGGUGAUGGAAAACAGAUUAUACUAACCACAUCGGAAGUUGAUUUGGGGGUCAUAAAGGCGCAAUCAGCAACUGGAGAGGAAAUGACUCCGAUUUCGUGGAAGUAUUUUUUAUCAAGAUCCGGUACCGUUGAAAGAAGGUGGGUAGUUGUCCAAUAA
Molecule: messenger RNA, 552 nt
Organism: Theileria equi strain WA
Lineage: Eukaryota; Apicomplexa; Aconoidasida; Piroplasmida; Theileriidae
Exons: 4
Coding region: 1-552 (183 amino acids)
Biological process (GO): RNA processing
Cellular component (GO): cytoplasm; nuclear exosome (RNase complex)
Source: RefSeq, a predicted model, not a curated record